This is a messenger RNA of Colius striatus (speckled mousebird), 1775 nucleotides long. It is a transcript of the gene ALG5, whose product is annotated as ALG5 dolichyl-phosphate beta-glucosyltransferase. The coding region runs from base 565 to 1488 and encodes 307 amino acids. The record is from RefSeq and is a predicted model, not a curated record. Lineage: Eukaryota; Metazoa; Chordata; Aves; Coliiformes; Coliidae. Gene Ontology annotation, cellular component: endoplasmic reticulum membrane. The transcript is spliced from 10 exons.
GCCGCGGCGGGGUGGCUCGGGCAGUCCGCGACCGGCCCCGCUUCGGCAGCGGCAGGCGGGGCUGUGCUUAUGUAGGGUUUCGUGCGGGGAACAUGUUUUGGCAAGGCGUGGGGAGAAACGCCUUGCCAGCGACACAGAAACGGAGCGUUUCGUCCUUACAGUACGUCUUGUAAAACGUACCGGUGACGUGUUCUCCCUGUACGGCCUUGCGAGUUUGUGUGACUGAAGGACUGUACAAGUCUGAGAAGCUGGACACCUGGAGAAGGAAAGAAAGCCUGCUGCCCAUCAGCAGCACCGUGUCUGUGGUGUUCCCAAGUAAAAGUGCUGCAAAAAACAAGUUCUGCAGAUUCGUUUUAGCCGGGGAUAAACACGAUCAGUGCCUCAGUUUUGCAGAAACGUAUGAAGGAUUGGUCAUGAGUAGCACCAUUGAUUUCAGCAGCUCUGUGCCCAAUCAGAGGUAGCACCAGCUGGUGUGAUAGAAGUUUCUUGGGAAAGGGGAAGUGGGGCAUGGACCACAGCUUUGGAGGCAUCUGCAUGCUUUGCAGUUGAAGCAACAAGCUAAGGAUGCUGCUAAUGGUCACAGUUUGCAUGAUUGCUCAUGUAACUGCCAGGAAAAUGGCAGGACUUCACCGACAUGAAGAGGAGAAAUUCUUCAUAAAUGCUGAAGGCAGGAAAGAGCCUGUGCCAAGUAUCCAUGAUCCCCCUACAACAGAACUCUCUGUGGUUGUGCCUUCAUACAAUGAGGAAAACCGAUUACCUCUUAUGAUGAAUGAAGCUUUGGAUUAUCUAGAAAAAAGACAGAAACGAGAUCCUUCAUUCACGUACGAAGUAAUAGUGGUUGAUGAUGGUAGUAAAGAUCAAACAAGAAAGGUUGCAAUGAAGUACUGCAAGAAAUAUGGAAGCGACAAAGUGCGAGUGCUUUCUUUGGUAAAAAAUCGAGGGAAAGGAGGAGCAGUCAGGAUGGGUGUCUUCAGUUCUCGGGGAAAAAAAAUUCUUAUGGCUGAUGCAGAUGGAGCUACAAAGUUUGCAGAUAUUGAAAAAGUAGAAGAAGGUCUAAAAAAUCUUGAGCCAUGGCCUAACCAGAUGGCUAUUUCCUGUGGUUCUAGAGCUCAUCUGGAGAAGGACUCAAUAGCAAAGCGCUCUUACUUUCGAACUCUCCUCAUGUAUGGGUUCCACUUCCUUGUGUGGUUUCUCUGUGUCAAAAAGAUCAGAGACACACAGUGUGGAUUUAAACUUUUAACCAGAGAAGCUGCCUCACGGACCUUCUCAGCUCUUCAUAUAGAACGCUGGGCAUUUGACGUGGAACUUCUUUAUAUAGCACAGCGCUUGAGAAUACCUAUAGCAGAAGUUGCUGUCAACUGGACCGAAAUUGAAGGUUCUAAGUUAGUUCCCUUUUGGAGCUGGCUGCAGAUGGGCAGAGACCUUCUUUUUAUACGACUGCGAUAUAUGACUGGUGCCUGGCAGCUUGAAACAAGAAAAUGUAAUUAGGUUAUUUACAUUUUCCAAAUAUAUUAUUAUAUUUGAUGGAACAUGAGAACAGUUUCAAUCAAGUGAAGUGGUGAUGAAAGCUGAGGUAAUUCUUCAUUGCUCCCGUUGUAUUGUUUCUUUUUUGCAGCACGUGUGUCAGCAGGGAAUUUGUUCAAUGUUUUGAAACCAGAAAGCAUUUCCAAAAAUAUUUUCUUAUCUGGUAUUCAGGUUUUUAUUUUAUUAAAUGGUAGCUUUAACAUGUCUUAUAAAUUCACUCAAAUAAAUAUGUCUGCUUUUGUCUCAUCAUA